CCAGGAAAAUAACAUAUUAUCAGAAGACGGAAAACUAGGUGAGAGCAGUUUGAUAAUCUGCGUUAAAACCACUAUCUUGAGAGACAACCGUGCCGAUCACACGAAGAACACAAAACCGACUGACAACACUGAAAAGAUGGAGUGUAUAUUUUAUCAAGUGGCACUGAUUUUAUUGACGACGCUCCUAAGCGAAUGCGACACAAGGCCACACACCUCAAGGAAAUUUGUAUCUAAAAGACAACCUCCAUCAUUCGAGGACUUCGACAGCAGUUUACAAGUUCGACAAACGGCCGAACGUAUGUCAAAAAAACGCCCGCAGAAAGUGAAAAGCAUUUCAAAACCGUGGAUCAGAAGAAAACCAGUUUCACGACAGCUGAAGGAAGCAGCAAAAAAUACUCAUCUGGCUGAUCGCACCACCAACUUAUCACAGAACCACAAUUUGCGAGUUCGACGCUAUGCAACAUCAAGUUCCACAUGGGGUCACAAAAAUAUUACCUGGUACGCCAAUGUACCUUACAGACCGGCAAUCGUUUUUGAACAUGCAUUUAGGGUUUGGGCAGAAGUAAGUCGAUUCACGUUCCAGCGGCAAACUCACUGGAAUAGUAACGUGGACAUAGUACUAAAGUUUGCCAAAUAUGCUCACAACGAUAGCCUACCCUUCGACGGUCCGGGAUACAGUUAUGCGCAUGCUUUCUAUCCUCCUAAUGGCGAUGUUCACUUUGACGGUUCCGAGGCAUGGUAUAUCCCUUUUACCCACUGUGCAGAAUACUUUGGCAAUACCAUCGAAAACGUAUUAAAAGGCACCAAAAGUUUAUAUCGUGUCGCAGUACACGAGAUAGGACAUAGUUUGGGUUUGAAGCAUUCUUCUGUUCAAACUUCCAUCAUGUGGCCAACCAUAAGCCUCGACACAAUAGACGUGUGUCUCGAUGCUGAUGACAUCGCUGGUAUUCAGGAUCUUGGAGGUAAAUGUGUCCCCAGAGUAAAAAACAUCUUCGACUGGCGUUCCUCUAAGAGUAAUGUUUGGACGACCUACGUCAUGAAAGGAGAUAUUUACUGGAAACUUGACGCACGGACCACCGUUAACAUGCCAACCUAUCCGCUGAAUAUAGUUUCUGGGUGGGGUUCUUUCCCACAUGACCCCGAUGAAGUUUUCGAUUAUAGCACUGGGGGCGUUACCUACAUUUUCAAAGGGACACAGUAUUGGAAAUACCACAAUUCUGCGGACGCAAUGUACUCUGGCUAUCCUUUAGAUAUAGGCCCACAUCAAUGGCCAGGGAUACCAGAUAAUAUAGAUGCUGCCUUUUCUACUCUUGAUGGUUACACGUUCUUUUUUAAAGGUCAUCAAGUCUAUAAAUUUGAUCAAUAUGCAGAUAAAACAGUAGCAGGGUACCCAAAAGAUAGUUCACAAGAAUGGAAAGGUGUCCCCGACAACCUAGAUAGUGCUUACGUCGAUAGGACAACGAACACGAUCUACUUUUUUCAUCUAGAUUAUUAUUAUGAGUGGGACGCAACUGGAAAUACAACAAAACCAGGGCACCUAAUCGGUUAUGAUAGAUUUUUUAAUAUUUGCGAUAUAUAGAUAUGGCUAGUAGUUGUCUUUUUUUCUAGGAAAAUGUUGUCGGAGUCUCUAAUCCUUAUAUAUGAUUGCAUAUUACCUUUCAAGCGUUUGACAAUAGGCAACUAAAUAUUGAGUUUGGUGUGCAUUGCCUUGGUAAAGUUGUUAGAAAUUUAAAAUAUCCAUAGUCUGUAUUAGAGGAGUCUAAACGAACCACAAUGGCAGCGGUGGAAACAAAUAUUGUGGGUGACAUAGAGGUUUCGUAAUCAAUUCAAAAUUAGCAACUCUAAUGAAGAAAUAUGUUCUAAUUUUAACAUAAAUAUAUUUUUUCCUCGACCUCAUCCCAAUGGAGUAAUCGUUGUGACUGUUUAGACUUCCAUUUAAUUUAUAACAUACAUUAUUAACGACGUAACAAUAUCGUUGCGCAUUGACACUGUUUCUGUUUCUAACAAGUGUUUUCUAAAACACUACAAGAAACAUAGAGACACUUAUGACAGCCAUUUUAGCGACAAGAGGCUAUUAUUUCCAAAUACAGGACGCCUCGCCAAGAAAUCGACUAUGUCAGUUGGAAAAACACUACACUGCUGUAAUACCCGACGAACGCAGAUGUUGCGUAAAUAAGAAUUUUGUAAAUAACGAUGGGCAUUUUCAAGAGUGUAGGAUAAAGCCCUGAUAUGUGUCAGUUACUGUAAGGGGUAUUUCUUCAACUUACUCAUGUUAGUUAACGAGCACAUUUCCCCAUGAAAUGAGCGACUUAGUGCCCUUUAUUUCAAAUCAUAUUCUGAGUUACGGCGCUCGUCUUUAGUUUGACUAUUGGGGAGAGAGAUCAACAAAAUUUUGUUGCUGUUUGAAAACUGAAAAUAAAUAUUUGUUUUAAGGUGUCA
This is a messenger RNA of Stylophora pistillata, 2439 nucleotides long. RefSeq lists its product as uncharacterized. Gene Ontology annotation, molecular function: metalloendopeptidase activity; zinc ion binding. Gene Ontology annotation, cellular component: extracellular matrix. Lineage: Eukaryota; Metazoa; Cnidaria; Anthozoa; Scleractinia; Pocilloporidae. The record is from RefSeq and is a predicted model, not a curated record. Gene Ontology annotation, biological process: extracellular matrix organization; proteolysis; collagen catabolic process.